CAGUACAGACCGUCCUCUCCUCUCUUCCUCAUUCUCCGUUGCCGUAGCAACGCACUAAAAGCGUCCGCUGAGCUGAUGGAGAGGAAGAUGGAGGAAAACACUGACAGAGCCAUCAAGACUGAAAAUGAAGCUGGAGGGGAAGAAUCCUUAGGAGGGAAUGUCAACAAGCUGACAAUAACACCACCUGCAUACACAGGACCUCUACGGAAAGGACAUCUGAUUUUUGAUGCUUGCUUUGAGAGUGGGAAUCUGGGCCGUGUAGACUACAUCGGUGAUUUUGAGUUUGACCUCUUCAUUCGACCUGACACCUGCAACCCUCGCUUCAGAGUCUGGUUCAACUUCACUGUGGAAAACGUCCGGGAGACGCAGGUCAGGAUCAUCUGAUCUUUUUUGUUUUUUGC
Molecule: messenger RNA, 401 nt
Organism: Poecilia latipinna (sailfin molly)
Lineage: Eukaryota; Metazoa; Chordata; Actinopteri; Cyprinodontiformes; Poeciliidae
Product: cytosolic carboxypeptidase 6-like
Exons: 3
Coding region: 76-384 (102 amino acids)
Source: RefSeq, a predicted model, not a curated record